ACUUUACUUCUCAGUCCAGCUGAUAUGUCCUCAGAUAAACAUCAGUUUGUUUAGAAUGGAGUAAACCUCUCUCUCUCUCUCUCAGAGCAGCAUUAGAUGCCUGGGUGUCAGCCUCUCUACUGUCAGUUCGUCGUCUUUAUCAGAGAUGGAGAAUGGAGGUGAGGACACGGAGUCUCUGUGGGAGUCAGUGGAGAGUAACCGCUACAUCUUAAGUCGCUACAUCUCGCCUGGUAAACUGACUCCCUACCUGCGCCAAUGUAAGGUUCUAGACGAACAGGACGAAGAUGAGGUCUUAAACUCACUACUACUGGUCUCUAAGGUCAACCGCACAGGUCGUCUGUUAGACAUUCUUCAUGGUAAAGGAGAGCGAGGUUAUGUGGUUUUUCUGGAGAGUCUGGAGUUCUAUUAUCCUGACCUGUACAAGCUGGUGACUGGCAAGGAGCCCACCAGACGCUUCUCCACUAUCGUUGUGGAGGAGGGUCAUGAAGGGUUAACCCAGUUCCUGAUGAAUGAAGUCAUCAAGCUUCAGCAGCAGGCCAAAGCUAAAGAUGUCCAGAGAGUUGACCUCAUUGGGAAACAGCGCACCCUGGAGGAUGAACAGAAAAAACUACGCCUGACCAACCAGGAACUAUCAGCCUUCCAGCAGAGUAAUAACAUUAUUAUUAUUAGACAACACCUCCUCUGUUGA
Messenger RNA from Oncorhynchus gorbuscha (pink salmon), 688 nucleotides. RefSeq names its product caspase recruitment domain-containing protein 11-like. Bases 146 to 688 code for a protein of 180 amino acids. Lineage: Eukaryota; Metazoa; Chordata; Actinopteri; Salmoniformes; Salmonidae. The transcript has 5 exons. The record is from RefSeq and is a predicted model, not a curated record. Gene Ontology annotation, biological process: regulation of apoptotic process.